Molecule: messenger RNA, 356 nt
Organism: Gryllus bimaculatus (two-spotted cricket)
Lineage: Eukaryota; Metazoa; Arthropoda; Insecta; Orthoptera; Gryllidae
Source: the annotation of a GenBank genome assembly
GGGUGGUCGUCCGUAUGCGCUGGGCGUGCGCGGCGUGGCGUGGCGUGGCGCGGCGUGGCGCUGGGCGUGGCGGUCCGUGACGCGCGCGUAGCCCGAAGUGCGCGACAUGGAGGUGAUCGCCCAGGGCAAAGUGGGCGGGGUCAACGGGGCGGCCACCGCCCCCGCAGCCGCCCCCGCCGCCGCGCUGCUCGCCCUCGCCCUCGCCACCGCCUCCGCCCUCCUGCUGCUCCCCACCGCCGCCGCCACCACCGCCUCCGCCGCCACGCUGUUCGGCGCCAGGUGAGCAGCCUACGUCACACGCAGCGCGCGGGGCCCAGCAGCCGCUAGGGUGGCGUGGCGAGUUGGGGGCUGAGCGG